UGGGACACAGUAUUUCAGACCCUGGUCAGCCAUUCAGACUGCAAUCACAAACUGCCCCACCCUUCCUUAAAGUGCUCCACAAGGUGGCCUGUCCCUCAGCUCCACACACUGACCCUCUGCGCCUGGUCCCGACAGGAUGUGUGUGCUCCUACCCCUGGCACUCUGUGCCCUGGUCGCGAGCUGCCAGGCUGUGUCUCCACCCCAGCAGUCUCUCGGUCCUUUGCCUCUGCUCUCCCGGGCCUGCAACGACGUAGAUGUCCUGGGGGUUGCAGGACUCGCCCUGCAGGACAUCAACAGGGACAGGAAGGACGGCUACGUGCUGAGCCUCAACCGAGUGAAUGAUGUCCGGGAACACAGACAGAACGGCCUGGGAUCUCUUUUCUAUCUCACGCUGGACGUCUUAGAGACCAGCUGCCACGUGGGAAGGCAUGGAAGGACUGUGGGGAGAGGCACUUUCACGAAUCGGUUUAUGGUCAAUGCAAAGCAGUGUUUUACAUUAACAGGCCAAGAAGAGUUCUCUAUUUACCUGCCUACAACUGUACUCUUCGCCCAGUUGCUCGAAGACGUAUUCAAUUUACAUGCCCUGACUGCCCGGGCCCCAUUAACCCCUCUUACCCUCAAGUUCUGGAAGCCGCCACUCAGUCUCUUGCAAAAUAUAACAACGAGAGCACUUCGAAGCAAUAUUCUCUCGUGAAAGUCACCAGGGCUUCUUCUCAGUGGGUGUUUGGCCCGUCUUACUUUGUGGAAUAUUUAAUCAAAGAGUCACCAUGUGCUAAAUCACAGGACAGCAGCUGUUCACUUCAGCCCUCUGACUCUGAGCCCGUUGGUCUUUGCACAGGUUCUCUGAGUCGAAGGCACUUAGAAAAGUGGGUCUCUGUGAGUUGCAACUUCUUCGAAGCACAGGCUCCAGCCCCUGGAGGUGAAAAGUCUGCUGUUAAUCAGGGACCUGAGAGCCUCCCCAAGGUGGAAGAGCCCCAAAAGAAAGAUUUGGACCCCACUCCCUCUCCCAGCAAAGCUGUACCAAGGGGAUCUGUCCAGUACCUCCCCGAUUUGAAUAAGUCUGAAGAUUUGGAUGAGGUGACGCCUGAAGAUUUCGAGGGAAAGAACCCUCAUGAAGCCUUGCCUGUGCAGCUGGAUCUAACCACAAAUCCCCAGGGAGAAACCCUAGAUGUCUCCUCCCUCUUCUUGGGGCCUACUGAGAAGUUGGUUGUCCUGCCUUUCCCGAAAGGCCUACGCUCUGCUGAGUGCCCAGGACCAGCCCAGAAAGACAACCCUCUUGUCCUCCCACCAUGAGAAUCAGAUAGAGACUUCAGGGCUGUGUGAUGCCCUGAGAGGUGGUGUGGACAAGGGACAGAGAGAAGAAUUCAAAUAUAGAGUGGCUAAUAAAAUGUAUCUUGGUCUCAGCAUAUUGACUGGAUAGAAAUAAUGAGAGUAAGCCCUCCCCUUGGGCUGCCACGAACACUGCACGUUAUACACUAUGUAUUGAAAUUCAUCUCCUAAACUAUGCACAAGUUCAUACCAUGAAUAGAUGCUUCUCUUGCAUCUACAAACUCUCACUUAAGAAGAUUAAAAUUCUUUUGCUUCAUA
Tupaia belangeri chinensis (Chinese tree shrew) is the source of this 1587-nucleotide messenger RNA. It is a transcript of the gene FETUB, whose product is annotated as fetuin B. Gene Ontology annotation, biological process: binding of sperm to zona pellucida; negative regulation of endopeptidase activity. The record is from RefSeq and is a predicted model, not a curated record. Gene Ontology annotation, molecular function: cysteine-type endopeptidase inhibitor activity; metalloendopeptidase inhibitor activity. Gene Ontology annotation, cellular component: extracellular region. Lineage: Eukaryota; Metazoa; Chordata; Mammalia; Scandentia; Tupaiidae.